CUCACACACUCUCACACUCACACACUCACACACUCACACACUCUCACACUCUCACACUUUCACCGAAGAGAAUUUCCAGCUUUGACACGAGCGCGGUUCCUCUCACACGUCUCGCAGUGACAUCAUGACUCUCCACCAGCUCACGGUGCUGUGUGUGGUUGUGUUUGCUCUCCAGCUGGUCGAGUCUCAGGAACUUCUCCCGGCUCCGACUUUUGUGUUCGAUGUUGGUGUGAACCAGAGUGCCAUUAAGCUCUACUCAGCCGUGAAGGUUGUUUGCACGCUUCCAAACGGGGCAAAGACACCUGCAGAAGUGCAUCUGUCUCAAGCAAACGCUCUGAACAACUCUUCAUCCGUGCUGUCCUUUACCCUGAGGAGUGACAACACGGUGGUCUUCACACUCAACGCCGAGCCAGAAAGUGAGACAGCGUUCGUCUGCUGGUACAGAGACAUCCAGACUGCAGCACAGUCUCGGUUUAGCUCACCCAUCAGCAUAGUCAUAUCUGCUCUGUUGGACCCCAUAAUUAUCCUCAAUCCGCCCCUGUUUGCUGUGGGGGGGAACUACAGCGUCCACAUUUACAUCCCAAAUGAUGACUACACAAACGCCACUCUGAUUCUUUACUUCCGCCUCGCCAGCAACAAGUCCUUCGAAAUACUCGGAUCACGAGUUGUCGGUCCAGGAGAACAAGGAGGCGUAGUCAAGAUAACAAAGGCCACAGUGACUUAUGAGUUUCUGAGUGAAAUGGAGAUGUUCUUUAAUGGGAGAACCCUACGCUCCAAAUCCAAAUCUGUUACAGCCAUGCCGGAGGCGCUUCAGGUACAUUUGGGUCCAAAAGGCUCUGGUUCCGAUUCCUGUUACGGAGAUGCCUAUGUGGAAGUGAGCGGCAACUGGGCAUCCAUUUGCUUUUCUUCCAUAGACAGCAAUGGUUUUUCAAUGGCUGGAGUCAUAUGCCGAGAGCUGGGCUGUGGACGCGCGAUUGACUUUACCGAAGUCAGUUACACAUCUUACAGUGGUGUAGGAACAAACUGCACAGGAUCCGAGAAGAAGAUUGCAGAGUGUCCCCUAAUUUCAACAAAUCUUUGUAACAAGGGAACCCGCGACAUCAUCUGCUCAAAGGCCCUCCCUCCUCCAAAGCUUUCAGUCGAAAACUAUGACGCGGCUUCACGGGUGUAUGUCAGGUCCACGGAGGAUGUGCAUCUCGAGUGCAUUUUUCACUCGCCCCGUCAUGAAUUUGUCUACAUCACCUUCACACACAAUGGGAAUGACCUUUCCUAUUCCGGUUUAAGUGUCCUACCUGGUUACAGUAGAACCUGGUUAUUAAGGGCCCCGGUGCCUGAGGGAGAGUACGCCUGCUAUGUACAUCCACAAUCAAACAAGAUUCCCAAGACAGAAAACAGCAACGUGAUAGGCAUCUACGUUUAUGAUCCUCCUCCUCCAGGAGCAAUCGCUGCUGGGGUCAUCACCACAGUUCUAGGUGUGAUAAUCCUCGUACUGCUCUGUGUUUUUGGUGGAUGUUAAUAAAAUGUACAUUUCAGUGACCCAGGAUCAUCACAGAGAAGAGCAAUACCACAGCUACACCAAAUGGGGCGCUGGAGAACACAGCAGCAAACUUCUUCAAGGGUCAUGCAGGACUUCAUGCUUAUCAGUGUGAUUACGUUUAUAAAUCUGUAUCUAAAGCUAAAGAUGAUACUGCAAUCAGAAGGAAAGGUUUCCUUAUAACAACCUUUAAUGAAAAGUAACUUGUAUUAAUCACUGUUAAUUAAUUAACAUUAAUUAAACCUCAUUUACCCUCAAACUAAUCACAAAUUGUGUAUAUUUUCAAAUAUAGCCUUAUGAUAUUUUUCUUAUCUACAGAUAUUUUUAAAAAAUUCUUUUUUUUUCUCCUGUUACUUGAACACAGACACCCCUAGAAGAGAGAUACUGUAUACUGCAUUGGAAAUAAUUUAAGUUUGUUUAACAGGAAUUUGUAAAUAAUUCCUGUCCUUCUACUAAUACCGCCACUAAUGCCAUUAGCAUGAAUGCUAGGCGCUAGUACUUUUCUAUGCAAAACAUAAUAAUAAAAUCUUUAUAUUCCAAUAAAACUAUAUGAACUAUAUACAGAUAUAUAAGAUAUGUAAUGUAUUUAUAUUAAUGCUCAGUAAAUACUCCUAAGUAAUAAGUACCAAUCAAAGCGAGUUAAUAUAAUGGUGUUUUAUUAUUAUUAUUAUUAUUUUUAUUAUUAUUAUUAAUAAUUUUAAUUAAUGAUGAAUUUUUUUUUUAUUUUUAUUGUAUUUUAGGUUUGCUCAAUGAUUUUCUUUUUUUUAUUAUUUUAUGAUUUUUCUUUAAGCAUUUUGUUUCAUUUGUAUAUUUUUUUAUUGUUUUAAAUAUCAAUUAACUUUAAAUUAAAAGAAUAAGAUCAUGUAACAAAAUGUCAGUGCUAUCUUUCUUUUACUUUAAAUCCUACAGUUUUUAGUGUUAUAUAUUUAAAAUUCCAUCAAAUUUAAAACCUUUCCAUCAUUACAUUUCAUGACCUGUAAUUUCUUUCUUUGCCUGGUUGUAGCAUGCAGUACACUGAUCACAGGAAUGAAAAGUCUCACACAGUAACUAUAGUUCUCAGAUUUAUUGAGUUCAGGUUUUGAUGAUGUCACAAGCUCAUUUCACACACAAUAAACCUGGUCCUAUCGUC
Clarias gariepinus (North African catfish) is the source of this 2663-nucleotide messenger RNA. RefSeq lists its product as uncharacterized. Lineage: Eukaryota; Metazoa; Chordata; Actinopteri; Siluriformes; Clariidae. The coding region runs from base 125 to 1516 and encodes 463 amino acids. Gene Ontology annotation, cellular component: membrane. The transcript is spliced from 8 exons. The record is from RefSeq and is a predicted model, not a curated record.